AGCUUCUUGGCUCGAGCCAGGCUGGUUCGACUUUGGGAUUUGCAUAUUCAUCGAACUGUUAUACACCUGUUUGCAUAAUAUUGGAUUUGUUUCGGGAUGGCACGAGCGGGCGUCCUUGCGUGUCUCGCCGUGAUUGGGUCAGCGCUGUCUACAGACGUCCGCAGAUGGGGAGAACUUGAGGUGGAAUCAGGGCGCCUGGGCCUGCUUGAGCGUGGGGAUGCGCUUGAAGACGAAGUCGGAGAUGGCUCGGAGCUCGACGUGAAUUCUGAGUUAGAGGACAUGAUCGAGGUGAUGGUGGAGGGCAGGCCGAAGUGGCGCAAGAACAACCGCACGCGCAGGUCCAAGGAUAACUUGACUGCCUCUCUGGACCAGAUCAUCCCACUUCUGCAGGCUGACUUCAAGAAGAAGACUGAAGCGCUGAAGAGGACGCUCCGGAGCUUCAAGGAUAAGCAGAAGGAACUUGAUUUCGCAAAGAAAGAAGCCACACUCGCCAUGAAGGACCUGCGCAAGGAGGCAGAGAAGCGCCGCAAGGUCAUUCUGGACAGGAAGAGGGCGAAGGAGGACGAGCGUCUGGCCAAGAUUGAGGCCCAUCGCGCGGCCAAGGAGGCGAUGAUCAAGAAGGCGCAGAUGCUUAUGGGGGCGAAGGCCAAUUCAGAGAUGUCGGGCAUGCUGGGCGAAGUCACUCUGGGCAUCAUGGUUGAGGUAAUGAUGGCCCUCCCGAAGGCCACAGAGAAUCCCCUUUUUAUGAAACGCAUCAACAAGGCCAAGAUAGAAAUCGCCAACACCGUCCAGGACUUCCUGAACAUCACCCGCCGCAAGACUGCAAAGUUCGCUCUGGCGAGCGGCAGGGCUUCCGACGUGGAGCUGUCCUUCUUAAUGACGCGAUACUUCCACGAGGCGUCUUUCCGCGUCAAGUCCAUGCACGCGGACGCGCAGAAGCUCGCCAGGGACCUCAACGUCGUCAUGCCGAGGGAGCUGCGUCAGGCCUUCAUGCCCAUCAUCAAACAGCUCCGCGAGCAGGCGGUCCCGCUGCGCGUGAAUGCAAGCGCGCUGGCGGCCGCGUCCCAGGCAGACGCGUGCAACGAGAUCUCUGGUCUUAUGUCCAACAUUACAGACUACAACACAAAGCUUGCGACCAUGCACACCUCCCUGCAUAAUAUCUGGCAGAUGUCCGAGCUGAUGCUGCCGCACAUGAGCAAGAUCUACCCCAUGACGCCUGAGACGAUUGACCUCGUCAAGGACUUCAUGUCGCUCGCGACAACUCAGUGUGCCGGUCUGCAGGAAUCCGCGGAUGAGAUUGUGACCCAGGUCGGCCCAGUCAUCAGUGAGCGCAUGCAGUGCACGUGGAGUGCGGCAAAGCCGCGUUUUGGCCUAGGUCUGGCCUUUGUGUUGGCGGCGCUGGUCGCCCACUUCUUUGCCUGAGGCUGGGCGGGGGCUUCAGCGGCAUAAUUUUGACAGCUGUCACUCAGCAGCGUGGGCGCCUCCUCAUCCGCCUCCUCCUCUACCCGAUCGUCCUGCUCAUCUCCUGGUCUUGCUUCUGCCACUGCUCCUGCGACUGACCGUGAUUCAGGUCAUGCUGACCCUGCUGCUGUCGCUGCCAGUGCGCUGAUGCCCCCCUCUGCUGCUCCUCCUGCCGCUCCUGCUGCUGCCCCUCCG
Molecule: messenger RNA, 1656 nt
Organism: Prorocentrum cordatum
Lineage: Eukaryota; Dinophyceae; Prorocentrales; Prorocentraceae
Source: the annotation of a GenBank genome assembly